Engraulis encrasicolus (European anchovy) is the source of this 2202-nucleotide messenger RNA. It is a transcript of the gene skor1b, whose product is annotated as SKI family transcriptional corepressor 1b. The transcript has 7 exons. Bases 1 to 2202 code for a protein of 733 amino acids. Gene Ontology annotation, cellular component: transcription regulator complex; nucleus. Gene Ontology annotation, biological process: negative regulation of BMP signaling pathway; negative regulation of transcription by RNA polymerase II. Gene Ontology annotation, molecular function: DNA-binding transcription factor activity, RNA polymerase II-specific; RNA polymerase II cis-regulatory region sequence-specific DNA binding; SMAD binding. Lineage: Eukaryota; Metazoa; Chordata; Actinopteri; Clupeiformes; Engraulidae. The record is from RefSeq and is a predicted model, not a curated record.
AUGGAAUCAAUUCCGAGUCAGCUGCCAGCCCUACGUGACUCCAGCUGCUCGCCGACCUCCAAGCAAGAGCUGCAAUCCUACUCCGGCCCGGCGCUGAAACCCAACCAAGUCAGCGAGACCUCCCUGUAUGGAAUACCCAUAGUCUCCCUUGUCAUAGAUGGCCAGGAAAGACUCUGUCUCGCACAAAUCUCCAACACCCUGCUGAAGCACUACAGUUACAACGAGAUACACAAUCGCCGCGUGGCCCUUGGCAUCACAUGCGUGCAGUGCACUCCGGUACAGCUCGAGAUUCUGCGGCGCGCGGGCGCUAUGCCCAUCUCCUCGCGCCGCUGUGGGAUGAUCACCAAACGCGAGGCCGAGAGGCUGUGCAAAUCCUUUCUCGGCGCGCACUCACCACCCAAACUACCUGAAAACUUCGCAUUUGACGUGUCUCACGAGUGCGCAUGGGGCUGUCGAGGUAAUUUCAUACCGGCUAGGUACAACAGCUCAAGAGCAAAGUGCAUAAAAUGUUCGUUCUGCAACAUGUAUUUCUCUCCAAACAAAUUCAUAUUUCAUUCGCAUCGCACACCAGAGUCAAAGUACACGCAGCCCGACGCAGCUAAUUUCAAUUCUUGGAGGCGUCACCUGAAACUGUCCGACAAAAACUCACCCGAUGAGGUUACACAUGCCUGGGAAGACGUCAAGGCCAUGUUCAAUGGCGGCAGCCGGAAGAGGACGCUGCCGUCCAGUGGGUCAGCCGGGUCCUCUCCGACCAAAAACCCGGGGCCUCGUGGCCAACCCCACAGAGAAUCUCCAGAGAUCCCGCACAAAGCCACGAGGUGCGAGGAGGAGCAGGCCGGCGUGGUUCCACCUGGCAUGCGCAGCUACCCCGUCAUCCCCGUACCCAGCAAAGGCUUUGGGAUGCUGCAGAAGAUUCCCCCGCCGCUCUUCCCCCACCCCUACGGCUUCCCUGCCUUCGGACUGUGUCAAAAGAAGGAGGAUGGGAUGGUGAUAGGGGAACCAAAUAAAGCUAACAUUUCAGGUAUGUUUUGGCCGGGGUCGAAAGACAGUGGCUACCCAUCCUUCCCCAUGUUUUGGCCCACGACAGGCGGCCUGCCCAUGCCACCUUAUUCUUCUCAGGCUCACCCCAAGCCGCCCUCGGACAUGCUGUGCCCCAGACCCAAUGAAGGCGAGAUCUCGGAAUCAACUGACCGGGGCGCAAGCACACCCAAAGAGAGCGGUUUAGACAGCGAGCGCUGCUCCAGCACACAGUCCCUGCGUAACGAGGAGGACAAGUCUGGGGAUGACAGCCGCUCGAUGGAUGGGGUCACUGACACUCCCCGGAAAAUGAGCUACAUAUCAGCUUUCAGACCUGUGGUGAAAGACACGGAGAGCAUAGCCAAGCUGUAUGGGAACAGGGGGUCCUACGCAGGGGGGAGAUCUGGCUACCUGUCACCUGAUUUCCUGAGCGAAAGUUCAAGCUACAGAUCUGUCUCUCCGGACGUGGACAGCGUGGAUGACCCGGAUGUGGACGUAGAGUCAAACAAGGUGCAGGAGGAAGACUCUUUCCCCUUGUCAACUGACGGCCACCAAAGUCCCCUGGGCUCCAUAGCUCAAGACGCGCCAGUGAGGAGCAUGGAACCAGAGGCCGAGAGAAGCAAGUCGAAUGAAGCACGGUCUAUAGAGGCUGACGCAGAGAGGAAACACCUGCCCAUAGAAACCAACUCACGUGAGGAGGAGCCAUCUUCAACUGUGGACGAGAACGAACCCAAAAGUUUCCCCCAAGAACAUGGCCCUCUGUCAGACGGCCAUCAAAGAGAGACAGAUGGAGGUGAGGAGGUCACUCGCUGUGACGAUGGCAGUACAACUGCAAUCGGCAGCAGAGCACUAGACAAUAUGGCCAAAGAGGAACUGCAGAAACAACUGGUCGAGCAGGUAGAGCUUCGGAAGAAACUGGAGCGUGAAUUCCAAACAUUAAAAGAUAAUUUCCAAGACCAGAUGAAGAGAGAGCUGUCAUACAGAGAGGAGAUGGUUCACCAGCUACAGAUAGUGCGAGAUACUCUAUGCAGCGAGUUGGACCAUGAGAGAAAGGCUCGUUAUGCUAUUCAGCAGAAGUUAAAAGAAGCUCACGACGCGUUGCACCAUUUCUCCCGUAAGAUGCUGACCCCCCCGCGGCACUGUGCUGGAACCUGCACCUCCAGGCCCCCCCUGCUGCCCCCCUGA